Messenger RNA from Monascus purpureus, 1899 nucleotides. The record is from the annotation of a GenBank genome assembly. Lineage: Eukaryota; Fungi; Ascomycota; Eurotiomycetes; Eurotiales; Aspergillaceae.
AUGGUUACCUGGGGAAGCUUUUUCGACAGGGGCAGUUCCCGUCAACGUCUUGUCAAUGAAACCCGUCGCUUGCUCCCUUCCUAUGCUGCCGAUUCAGUAGCUUCAACAUGCCCUGCACAAGAGGUCACCAAGAUUGCCUUGCGAUUGAAAUACCAGCUUGAACAGGUUAUCCCUUGCGAGAUCCAGGAAGACGCCAUUACCGACCCAAAUAGCCGCAUCAUCACGAAGGAUGUGAUCCAGACUACGAAGGAGGCAGGCGGCGACGGUGACUGUCGAGCUUGUGUAGUCUACUGCCUGCUCGUAUGCUUGCGAUGGUUCAAAAUGCAGGCACUAGUGGAGUUGUGGGAUUCUGAAAUCCACGAGUCCCGAGCAGUUGCGUGCGAAGUCUUGGCGAAGAAAAUAAUAGAAGACGAGGACGACCAGGAUUUUCUGCUCAAAGAAUGCCUGCUCAAACGCUACUCUGUCGUCAAGGACGGGGAAGAGACAGUCCCGGUUAAUGUCAUCGAACGCGCUGUCGACCUUCACGCUCUGAGGGUCAUCGGUUCUUCUGGGUAUCAGAAAUGUAUCAAGUAUCUCUGGCUAGGAUGGUUUGGCCAAGAUGACAACAACCCGACUAUCUUCAUCGAAUAUCCAGACCGGGCCAACACUAGUUAUUGGGCCCAUUUCAACCCUGGCCGGAUGAGAAGCCCUAUCUAUCAGAAUGUAGUGCAGAUAUUUUUCUCAUUUCUGUAUCUGGUUCUGUACACUAUUGCCAUCAGCACGGUCAACCGCUCGGGGAAUCUGGAUGUUGUGGAAUGGGCUCUCUACACAAUGACGGUCGCCUUCAUCUGCGACGAAGUAACCAAGGUGUGGAAAGUCGGGCGACAUUUCUUCGAGUUCUGGACCGCGUUCAACUCAGCUCUAUAUUCCAUCAUUGCGAUAUCAUUUUGCCUGCGUCUCGCUGGCUUAAUGCAUUCUGCCUCCGAAGGUGAUGAGACGAGACGACGACUGAACGAGCUGAGCUACAACUUCCUCGCCUUCUCAGGGCCAAUGUUCUGGAUGCGCAUGAUGCUCUACUUGGACUCGUUCCGUUUCUUCGGUGCCAUGUUUGUGGUCCUGAGAGUCAUGAUGAAGGAGAGCCUGAUCUUCUUCGCUCUUCUCUUCAUCGUCACCAUGGGCUUUUUCCAGGCGUUUUCUGGCAUGGCCCAGGCCGACGGCAAUGACUACGAACACAUCACCAGGUCUAUCGUCCAGGGAAUGGCGAAUUCCAUCAUGCAGAGCCCCGAGUUCGACACUUUCGAGGACUUUGCUUUUCCCUUUGGAAUUGCCCUAUAUUAUCUGUUCAAUUUCAUCGUUAUGAUUAUCCUCUUGAAUAUUCUAAUUGCGCUAUAUAACACCGCAUACGAGAAUGUCUCCGAACGUGCCAUCGACGAAUACAUGGCAAUCUUCGCACAAAAGACAAUGCAAUUUGUCAGAGCCCCAGACGAGAACGUCUUCAUUCCGCCCUUCAACCUCAUUGAAAUCAUCUUCCUAGUCAUCCCCUUCGAAUGGUGGCUUCCAAAACACCACUACCAGAAACUAAACUACUACGUCAUGGGCGCGAUCUACUCGCCCCUCCUCUUCAUCACGGCCUGGCGCGAGACUCGCGACGCACAGCGUGUCCUCUGGAACCGUCGUCGCGGCGAGGCCGAUGAUGACGAUCUACAGGAAUGGGAGCGUAUGGCUGAAGGUGUGGACUUUGAAGUCGAUGCUGCGUGGCGAGAAGCUGUUGCCCAGUCCCAGCCGAAUGUCUGGACCGAUCCGUGUAUACUGGAGGUUAGGGAAUUGAAGGCGCAGGUUCAUGCUCUAACGGAGACGGUGAAGUCAUUGACGCACGAAGGGAAUCGGGCUGUUAUUUCCGAUGGGGGUGUUCAGGAAUGA